Haemonchus placei is the source of this 102-nucleotide messenger RNA. The record is from the annotation of a GenBank genome assembly. NCBI's taxonomy places the organism in Eukaryota, Metazoa, Nematoda, Chromadorea, Rhabditida, Trichostrongylidae.
AUGGCACCCAUGACGGUCACGCCUGUGCGACUACGACAUCGAUGUGAGUCCUUUCCUUCUUUGAACAGAUUUCUUAUUAAAUUACACAACCCAAUAAAUUGA